GUGCGAAAUAGAUUAGAGAACUAUCCCAAUCCAAGUUUAUUGUCAUUUGAAUAAUUUUUCAAAGUUCCACCGAAAACAACGUGAUGAUGACUUUGGCGUCACAUACAACGUGCGGCGGUUCUAUCGGCCAUCAGUUGGCCAUUUCUAUUGUGCUGCUGUCAAUUGUGCUUCUGUCACCGGGACAUGCAUUGCCACGCCCCACAGUGGGCGCACUGCCAACGCAAUUGCUGUACAACGAGCUGCUCGGCUCUGUGCCGGGUAAUGAGGACAACCUUUACUAUGGCGAGCAAUUGAAACAACACCAGCAGCAACAACAACAAAAACAAUUGUCGUCAUUCAACAACUUUGUCAACAAAUUUCCCUCGUUGCGUGAUCUGGUCCUAACUGCGGACUAUGACGACAAUGCUGUGCUGCCCAAUCUGGAGGAUAGCAAUGAGCGUGAGCGUUCCCAGCUGGGAUCCCACCUCUUGGCACGUCUGCACAGGCUGAGCGAGAAUGGAGAUGGAGACGAGCAGCGCUACAAUAUGAUCGAUGAUAUGGCUGCCAUGCCCACCAAGAAGCAAAGCGAGGGUCUCAGACUAGGCUCAAAUUCCCAUCAGCACAACAUCAAGAAAAAUGUGCAAUUUCGUAGACAAUACAUGUCACCUUGCCACUUUAAGAUCUGCAACAUGGGGCGCAAACGCAAUGCCGGAUCCUUUGUUUCCUACUAAACAGUUCCCAAAGACAUCUAUAUAUACAGCCAAUGCCCAAAAGUAAAAUAUAUGCAUAUUUUCAAGACAAAGAAAUGCUGCAAUUCCAAAAUAAUUGUUAAUUAUAUGCAAUCCAAGUAUUGUUUAUUGUUUAAAUAGAAAUGUACCAAAGAGUUCGCAAGAACUCAAAUAAUACUAUACUAUAUGUUAAUAAUGUACUUACCUAUAUAUAUCCCAUACGAUAUAUUUGUACCUAUCUCGCGUUUGUUCUUGUACAGCAAAAAUACAUACAUAUAAAUACAACCACAUACACAGACAUAUAUACACCACAUAAAUAUACAUUCACUUAUAAUAUAUACGAAAAAGUAUUUCCUGUUAAUGUUAAAUUGUAGCUGUACAAUUAUUAUAAUCUAUUAUAUGCAUUAUUCUUCUUGUAUUUAGUUAUAAAUGGCGUUUGUUAUUUCU
Drosophila innubila is the source of this 1154-nucleotide messenger RNA. RefSeq lists its product as uncharacterized. The coding region runs from base 84 to 710 and encodes 208 amino acids. Lineage: Eukaryota; Metazoa; Arthropoda; Insecta; Diptera; Drosophilidae. The record is from RefSeq and is a predicted model, not a curated record. The transcript has 5 exons.